UAAUAAAAUAAAACUGUAAACAUGCUGAAAGCUAAUGUUAGCAUUAUAGCCUAGAUAUUAGCAUCAUUAGUGUGGUGUAAAGUUCAGGGAGUAGCGUGUCUGUAGCAUGUGCUAUAACUGAAGAAGCUCUGGAUUAAGUCCUGUGUUAGUGUUUCCUGAUGAGGAGAGGAGAGGAGAGGAGAGGAGGUGUUAAAGGAGAGAGAUUCAAAUAAACUUCUCAUGGAACAUUUAGAUUGGAUUAAUGUGAAUAUUGUUUACAUUUUACACACUCAGUGUAGAGGAACCAACAUGACUGACAGCAUUGUGUGUGUGUGUGUGUGUGUGUGUGUGUGUGUGUUGUCCUCUUCCUCAGACUCGGGGAGUGAAGUGUGUACUGCUCUCACUAGAACAGCUCCAGCUGUGUGACGCCAUUUUGUUAAAAUUAUUAAGGUUAAUAAUAUUUUGUUAUUAAUUAUUAAGGUUAAAAUCACUGUGUGUGUGUGUGUGUGUGUGUGUGUGUGUGUGUGUGUGUGUGGAGUGAUGCAGUAAGCUACAGCGUGUGUUAAAUUACUAGAGAAGAGAUGAAUUUAUGGUUUUGUAGCAGAAAUGUUCUCAUGUUUUUACAAAGAUGAAGGAAAAUGAAUAAGGAUGAACAUUUUUACUCUUUAAUAAAAAGUUUAAAGCUGAGUUUUAUUUACAGCUUACACAUUAUCAUAACACAUCACAGUCCCCGCCCCAGUGUGGGUGUGGCCAAGUACAUCACAGUCCCUGCCCCAAAGUGGGUGUGACCAAUUAUAUCACAGUCCUUGCCCCAAUUUGGGUGUGAUCAAUUACAUCACAGUCCCCGCCCCAAUAUGGGUGUGGUCAAUAACAUCUUAGUCCCCGCCCCAAUACGGGUGUGACCAAUUACAUCACAGUCCCUGCCCCAAUGCGGGUGUGGCCAAUUACAUCACAGUCCACGCCCCAAUGUGGGUGUGACCAGUCACAGUCAAUGUCAGUGAAAGGGCCCGUGUUUGAGGAAACCGGAGAACCCUGAGGAACCUCACAUGGGCUGUAUCCCUAAACUCAGUAGCACAUGAAGGCAGCUUCAUUUUAUACAUUUCAUUCGGCUUUACCAGGUGAAUGGCCAAUAGCUGAGCGCUCCGGUGGGCAGUGGGCGGGGCGUGUCUCGAGUUUAAAAACAAACCCACCGCGUGCCUGUAGCUCGCUCGGAGGAAGCGCAAGCCGAUGGUUAAGUGCGUCACGCGCACCGCUGCCUGGGCGCGCGCGCCGCGUCCUGCGGUCUCCCAGGCACCUGACAUCCCGUCUCGAGCAUCAGGAUGAUUAACCUGCAUUACUGCGUGCACGCUGCUGCGCGCGAGACUCAGCUCGAGGAUCAGUGAAAGUUCCUGACCCCGCGUAUUAUUUGUUUCCGUUACUUCUCUUAACCGGAGGCAUGCGGUUGUGCGCCCCUCGCGCGCUCCUCUCUCUCGCAUGCCUGGCAGCCUGCAUCCUGGGACAGCGCGCGCUCGGCGUCUCCAACGGCUCGUCGCUGCACGAGCUGCUCGCGCUCGCUGAGGCCGCCUCGAACGGCACGAGCCUGUACGCGCUGGACGAGGGCGCGCUCGCGGACUGGCGGUCACUGGCGGGGCGGAAGCGCGAGGGCGCGGAGAGGGAGCACGCGGCGGUCCGGCCGCUGCUCAUCUUCAGUUACUCGGUGAUCAUCGUCGUGUCGCUGUUCGGUAACGUGCUCGUGUGCCACGUGGUGAUGAAAAACAAGCGCUCGCGCUCCGCUACCAGCCUCUUCAUCGCCAACCUGGCCGUGGCGGACAUCUUCAUCACCCUGCUGAACACACCGUUCACCCUGGUGCGCUUUGUGAACAGUACGUGGGUUUUUGGCAGAGGGAUGUGUCACAUCAGCCGUUUUGUGCAGUAUUGCUCUCUGCAUGUGUCAACACUCACACUCACGGCCAUCGCACUGGACAGACGGCAGGUGAUCCUGUAUCCUCUGAAGCCGAGGAUGUGCACCGGUCAGGGUGCUGUGUGUGUCGUCUUCAUUUGGCUCAUGGCCAGUUGUUUCUCGCUGCCACACGCCAUCUUCCAGAAACUCUUCACCUUUGUCUACAGUAAGGACAUUGUUCGCUCUCUGUGUGUGCCGGACUUUCCUGACCCGUCUGAACUCUACCAUCAGUACCUGGACUUGGCGACCUUCAUCCUCCUGUACGUCUUGCCGCUCCUCAUCAUCACGGCUGCAUACUCAGCGGUGGCGCGUCGUCUCUGGCGCCGUAACGCCAUCGGCGAUGUCACCAGUGAGCAGUACUUCCUCCAGCGGAGGAAGAGGAAACGGACCAUCAAGAUGCUGGUGCUGGUGGUUCUGGUGUUCGCCGUGUGCUGGUUCCCGUUAAACUGCUACGUGGUUCUGCUGUCCAGUCACGCCAUCCACUCCAACAAUGCCGUCUACUUCAGCUUCCACUGGCUGGCCAUGAGCUCCACCUGCUACAACCCCUUCAUCUACUGCUGGCUGAACCAGAGCUUCAGGGCCGAGCUCACGUACCUACUGAGCAUGUGCAGGAAAGGGCGGGGCAGGGGGCGGGGCAGCAGCGGGCAAGGGGAAGAGCAGGAAGAGAGGCCUCCGCCACUUAACAGCUGUCAGAGAGCGGCCUGGCCGGAAAGCCACGCCUCCUCACAGCCGUCCGAUCACAAAGAGAGCCACGCCCUCAGGACCACCUCUCUCGGCCAAUCAGCGAAGACCGACAUCCUGUCAGUGGAGCCGAUUGUCACCGUGGGCUGAUUACUUCUAUUUAUUUAUUUAUUUAUGUUUACAGAAAAUAGAUGCAGUUGACCUUCAUGAAACACGCACAAUUUCUGAAAAUUAAAGAAUUAUAUUUACAAAGAAAGCUUACAACAGUGUUUACAAACUAAAGAGUUAUAAAUGUUUUAUAACCUACACACUUUUAUUAAUAUAGAAUAUUAAAGCAGGACAUCAUACCCAACUCAUGAGCACUUUAACACAGGAUCAUUACAGGAUUUAUUAUAUAAAGAUGGAAGGAUGUUUAUAGUGACGUUAAAGAAAAUAAUUUUUUAUUGAUUUAUGGCCAUUUUAAAAUGAGUGGUCAGUAAAGCAGCUUUACAGACGCCAAAGUCCAGACCGGGUAAUGAGAAGGCUUUGAUGUGGAUGGAUAAUGUGAUAAAGAGCGAUUGAUGCAGUGACCCCUCGUCCCACGGGACUCAUCUCUGUACUUUUAUCUGUAAUUGUUUCCUGCCCGUGACUCCGCCCCUCUGAUUUGAUGGACAGCCUGUCUUUGCAUCUUUACAUGCAUGAUGUUUGAUUCUCGUCAUGUGAUCGAUGAUGUCACUUCAGAAAGUCUUUAUAUCGAGUCCAUAUCACCCAUAAAGUGUGUUUUUUAAACAGUUCUGGAUGAAUUUGUCGUCUUUUUUUUUUUUUUUUGCAAAGGCACCUGAUGGUCAGGUGUUCAGAACACUGAGGCAUCAUCUCAUUAAUAAACAGCACUGUUCUGAGUUCUGAUUGGUGGAUCAGGUGUUGAUUAAUUCUCUGACUGUAGUGCAGCUUUAUAUUAAUGUACUCACUCUGAUACCUUAUCGUU
Hemibagrus wyckioides is the source of this 3563-nucleotide messenger RNA. Its product is annotated as G-protein coupled receptor 83-like. Gene Ontology annotation, molecular function: neuropeptide Y receptor activity. Gene Ontology annotation, cellular component: membrane. Bases 1415 to 2749 code for a protein of 444 amino acids. The transcript has 4 exons. NCBI's taxonomy places the organism in Eukaryota, Metazoa, Chordata, Actinopteri, Siluriformes, Bagridae. The record is from RefSeq and is a predicted model, not a curated record. Gene Ontology annotation, biological process: neuropeptide signaling pathway.